Molecule: messenger RNA, 555 nt
Organism: Galeopterus variegatus (Sunda flying lemur)
Lineage: Eukaryota; Metazoa; Chordata; Mammalia; Dermoptera; Cynocephalidae
Product: RUN domain-containing protein 3A-like
Exons: 2
Cellular component (GO): cytosol
Source: RefSeq, a predicted model, not a curated record
GCUCCGGAAUCGCCGCCGGGGGAGGGAGCGAGGGGGCCGGGCACCGGGCGCAGAGGCAGGGGGAUGGCCGCGGAAGGGUCGAGGAGGCCCGGCGGACAGAGGGCCCAGCCCUGAUCCAGAGAAGGGGCCGGGGCGCCGGGUGGGGUGGGGGGCAGCAGGCGGCGGCAGCAGCGGCCGCGCAUCUGGAUGGAAUCGAGCUUUGUCCAGACCACCAUGGCUCUGGGGUUGUCCUCCAAGAAAGCGUCUUUCCGCAACGUGGCCGUGGAGCGUAGGAACCUGAUGACCGUGUGCAGGUUCUCUGUGAAAACACUGCUGGAGAAGUACACAGGGGAGCCCAUCGAUGACUCAUCUGAGGAGUUUGUUAAUUUCGCAGCCAUUUUAGAGCAGAUCCUCAGCCACCGUUUCAAAGGUGGGCCCAGGUUCCUGCCCCUCGUCACUCAGCCCUCCCAACUCCCAGCCUUUAGCUUCCAGUCACCCCACUCUGAUAUAUUCCAUGGCUUUCUGAACCCCCUCAUUGACCUUGGCCUUCACCAUGAGCUAUGCACAGAAGCUCAG